CUUUGCGACAGCAAGCCAGUGCAGACCAUUUUUGAAUUAGUUCUGACGUUAAUUCUUCAUAAAAGGCGAGAAAAUGUUCAAAUUGGUGGCACUUUUUCUUCUUGUUACUGCCGUUGCAGGCAAAGUGUCCGAAAAGCCAGGCAUCUUGGACGCCGUUGCUGGCACCGAAAUUCACUUGACGCCAACUCUACAUGCAACAUCGAUAAUACACGAACCAACUUUGGCUAAGGUGGGCGACUUGGUGCAAAGCGUGCCCACAGCUGUAUCUCAUCAGAGCUCCACUAUAGUGCAUGACCGCGCCAAUGUUGUAACACCCAUUGUGACACCAGCUGUGAAGACACACGUCACACCAGUUAUCAGUUCGUACGUGUCACCGUUAGUCCAUUCAUAUCCCGGCAUCUAUCCAUACACCUACUACUAUGACUCCUAUCCGUAUGCCUACAAGAGCAUCUACUAAACUUUGAAUGAUUGCAGAAAAUACGAAACCAAACUGACUUCUUGAGAAUAAUGGAA
Molecule: messenger RNA, 513 nt
Organism: Anastrepha obliqua
Lineage: Eukaryota; Metazoa; Arthropoda; Insecta; Diptera; Tephritidae
Exons: 2
Coding region: 74-457 (127 amino acids)
Source: RefSeq, a predicted model, not a curated record